Molecule: messenger RNA, 1503 nt
Organism: Lasiodiplodia theobromae
Lineage: Eukaryota; Fungi; Ascomycota; Dothideomycetes; Botryosphaeriales; Botryosphaeriaceae
Product: Nuclear pore protein
Exons: 3
Coding region: 1-1503 (500 amino acids)
Biological process (GO): cellular response to amino acid starvation; positive regulation of TORC1 signaling
Cellular component (GO): Seh1-associated complex; nuclear pore outer ring
Molecular function (GO): structural molecule activity; protein binding
Source: RefSeq, a predicted model, not a curated record
AUGGACAACGUCAACGCGCUCGCAGCUGCUCACGCGCCCCGCCGCGACACCAUCCAGGCCCAGCUCGAUUUGGUCACCACCAGGCUCGCCCGCCCGCAAUUUCUCAAGACCCUCACCCCGAGCCGCCUGCCCUCGCAGGCUGCCUCCGACGCGUCGCUCUCGCCCGACCCCACUUCGCGCGCUCCACGCAUCAGCCCGCGCGUAAGCAUCGCCAGCAGUGAGCCCUACCAUGCCGACGCCCUGCGCAAGAGCACCUCGCUACUGACCUUCGAAUAUGGAGCAAGACCUCUAGCCGACGCCCACCUCGACGCCUACCAGGAGCUGCGCGAGUCCGAGGCCAAGGCCCGUCAAGCCACGCGCAACAUGGCCGCCAACCAGGCUUUUUCUACCUUCGACCACGGCCACCAGGACCUGGUUCUGGCCGUCGACUUCAACUUCUUCGGCACCCGCAUGGUCACCGCCUCGUCCGACCACCGUCUCAAGGUCUGGGACCGCAAGGACGAAAACUGGUCGCUGGUCGACAGCUGGAAGGCGCAUGAUGCCGAGAUUGUCGAAGUCAAAUGGAAUGGCCCGUUCAUGGGCGAGGUUAUCGGGAGCAUUGGUGAAGACGGCCGUUUCAAGAUCUGGCAGGAGGAUGUGACCGAAAUCGCCAAUUCUGGCCGCCGCUUCAAGCUCAUCUACUCCCAAGUCUCUGAAACGCGCACCCCAUUCAUGUCGCUCGACUUCAAGCAGAUCAUGCAGGAGACCUGGGUUGCACUCAUCACUCGCGAUGGCAUGCUCACCGUCAACGAGCCCGUCGACCAUGGAAACCUCUCUGAAUGGCAGAUACUCGCGCAGACGCAGGUCUUGCAGCCACCUCCUCCGCGCUCCGAGGAGGCAAGUUUCCGAGUAUGCUUCCACAAGGAGCAAUUGCCAUGCUGGACUGCUGUCAACGCCGGCUUGGACAGGCGCGCUCUGUCACUUGCUGUCGUUUCCAUGGACAUGGUUAGGGUCUAUCGUAGCGACAAGAACCGCCGUUUCUACGUUGCAGCCGAGCUCAUCGGCUCACGGAACAUCCUCCGCGACGUGGCAUGGGCCAAUGGCUCUAUGCGCGGCACGGAUAUCAUAGCGACCGCAAGCAAGGACGGCAUGAUCCGCAUAUAUGAGCUUUCCACUCCCGAAAGCCCGCAGCAGUCCACCCUUGCUGCUCCAGCCGCGCCCGAGCCCCAACCAUCUCCUCGCAGCCGCCGUAAUGCGCCUUCAGGAAUUGGAGCAGGCCUUGCCGGGGCAUCUCGCGUCGGCGACGGUCAUGAAAACGACCAGGAUCCUGGUCGCGUCAAGCACCAGGUCAAGAUGGUCGCAGAAAUGGACGCUCAGCACGGGGCCGUCUGGCGUGUGUCGUUCUCCCAGAUGGGUGACCUGCUCGUUUCAACCGGCGACGACGGUGCCAUCCGCACAUGGAAGAAGGCAAGCAAUAACCGUUGGCUUGAGUACGCCGAAAUAGAUCCAGGCAAAGGCCAGUAG